Molecule: messenger RNA, 767 nt
Organism: Bombus pyrosoma
Lineage: Eukaryota; Metazoa; Arthropoda; Insecta; Hymenoptera; Apidae
Exons: 4
Coding region: 257-730 (157 amino acids)
Biological process (GO): post-transcriptional gene silencing
Cellular component (GO): cytoplasm; peroxisome
Molecular function (GO): CCR4-NOT complex binding; mRNA base-pairing post-transcriptional repressor activity
Source: RefSeq, a predicted model, not a curated record
CAAUGCAAAUUGUUUAGCUGUACAAGCUUUCCUUAAAAUGUGUGGCCUUGAUUUUCAAAUAGAACCAAGAAGCAAUGCAGAAUAUAUGUCCCCAUCUGGCCGCAUACCAUUUAUUAAAUGUGGGGCAUUUUUAAUAUCCGAAUUUGACAAUAUCGUAUCAUUCAUAGGAAAUAAAGGCAGAAGUUUGUCAGACAAAUUCAACUAUUAACUUAAAAACAUUUUGUAUUGGAAUGUUAAAUGACAUUCUUUAAACCACAUGGCAGACCAAGAUAAUGCAGAUUACUAUGCACUUUGUACAAAUGACCAAAAUAAAACAGAAGGUCUAAAUGAAAGGCUAAUAGAAAGGAGCAUAUCUCAAUCAUUAUGUGACCUAAAUAGUAGCAAUAAUAGUGUUACAGUUGAAAAUGCAGCAUCUGUUUCUCCAUUAUUAAGUCACUAUAAAUAUCAUCGUUUCUCACAUCAUGAUAGUCUAGUUAAUUUUUCAUCUUUACCGACGUAUCUUCCACCCAUUGGUGUAUUUUGGUAUAUAGAAAAUUGCCAUGUACCAAAAGGAAGGUCUGCCAUGGCUGCAACCCAAGUAAUUAGAGAAAAAUUUUUUGGUGGUUAUAGGGAAGCAGAAUUUAUUGUAGUUUGCGAUGUCUUAAGAGAAAAUAGUCGGGUUAUGAAAGAAUUGAAUAAUGCUCAGGUUAAUUUAAUACAUGUUGCUGGAGAGUAUAAAAAAUGCUGCUGACGAGAAACUCAAACAAUCUAUUAGAAGAUUUGCUGAU